Scleropages formosus (Asian bonytongue) is the source of this 3745-nucleotide messenger RNA. It is a transcript of the gene rcbtb2, whose product is annotated as regulator of chromosome condensation (RCC1) and BTB (POZ) domain containing protein 2. Gene Ontology annotation, molecular function: protein binding. NCBI's taxonomy places the organism in Eukaryota, Metazoa, Chordata, Actinopteri, Osteoglossiformes, Osteoglossidae. The coding region runs from base 278 to 1945 and encodes 555 amino acids. The transcript has 13 exons. The record is from RefSeq and is a predicted model, not a curated record.
GUCUCCGGCAGCUGUCUGACAGGCAGCUCGGCCUGCAAGUCGAUGGAGCACAAAGACAAAAAGAAAAAAAGAAAAACAUGCCGGCAACGCAAAUCCGUGAGUUCACGGAGAUGCGCUCGGGUCGUAGCGUCUUCUUCAGCCGGUGAAAUACAUACUGCCCGCUUCUUUGUGAAUCAUGCUGUGAUCCGGCCGGACAAUAUACUGGAUAAAGAACGGCAAUAAAUAAGGGCGGGUGACAGUGACGUAUGACAGUCAACACUCUACAUGAGCUCGAACCAUGCUGGACGUGGGGAAGUGGCCCGUGUUUGCCUUCCUGCCCCCGGACGAGCUGCGCCUCAUCCGGCAAGCGUGCGUCUUCGGGAGCGCUGGGAACGAGGCGCUUUACGUCACGGUCAACGACGAGGUCUUUGCCCUGGGCACCAACUGCAGUGGCUGCUUGGGUCUGGGGGACAUGCAGAGCACCAUCGAGCCCAGGAGAAUCGACGUCCUGUGUGGAAAGAAGAUCGUGUCCCUGAGCUAUGGCACAGGGCCCCAUGUGGUCAUUGCCACUACAGAUGGAGAGGUGUACGCCUGGGGCCACAAUGGCUACAGCCAGCUGGGUAACGGCACUACCAACCAUGGGCUCACCCCUGCACAGGUGUCCACCAACCUACUUGGCAAGAAGGUGACGCAGGUGGCCUGUGGUUCACACCACACCAUCGCCCUCACCACUGAAGGGGAGGUGUUCGCUUGGGGUUACAAUAACUCGGGCCAGGUGGGCUCGGGCUCCACGGCCAACCAGCCCACCCCGCGGCGGGUCAGUAGCUGUCUGCAGAACAAAGUGGUGGUUAACAUUGCCUGUGGGCAGUUGUGCUCCAUGGCUGUAUUGGAUAACGGAGAGGCCUACGGCUGGGGCUACAACUGCAAUGGGCAGCUGGGCCUGGGCAACAACGGGAAUCAGCAGACGCCAUGCCGCAUCGCUGCCCUUCAGGGCAUUAAUAUCGUGCAGGUAGCCUGCGGGUACGCGCACACGUUGGCACUCACGGACGAAGGCUUGGUCUACGCCUGGGGCGCCAACUCCUAUGGGCAGUUGGGCACAGGCAACAAGAGCAACCAAGCUUGGCCCACCCUCAUUAACAUGGACAAAGAGAGGAUGGUGGAGGUGGCAGCGUGUCAUACCUGCCACACGUCUGCGGCCCGCACCCAGGGUGGCCAGGUGCUGAUGUGGGGGCACUGCCGGGGCCAGGCCGUGGCCACCCCCCACCUCACGCACUUCACCAGCACAGAUGACGUCUUUGCCUGCUUCGCCACUCCAGCCGUCACCUGGCAUCUCCUCGCCGUUGAUGGAGACGAUCACCUGACAGUAGCGCAGUCACUCAAGAAGGAGUUUGACAGUCCUGAGAUCUCCGACCUGAAGUUCCUGGUGGACGGGAAGUACAUCCAUGUUCACAAGGCCCUGCUGAAAAUCAGGUGUGAACAUUUCCGGGAACUUUUGAACGAUACGGAUGAGGAAGCCAUCGAGGUCCAUCAGUUUUCUUAUUUGGUAUAUCGGGCUUUUCUCGAGUACCUGUACACCGACACCAUCAACCUGCCACCAGAGGACGCAAUAGUUGCCCUGAUAGAAAUAUCCGGCUCUCUGUACCACAUUCCCCACCGCUCUGGACCUGUGGACACCACAUGGGUGCUCCACCCAGGCCUGCUGGACCUUGCCACCUUCUACAGGGAGACACGGCUGAAGCGGUUGUGUCAGGAAACCAUCAAGAGGGGUAUCUGCGAGGAGAAUGCCAUCACCCUGCUGUCAGCAGCCGUCAAGUAUGAAGCCCGGGACCUGGAGGAGUUCUGCUUCAAGUUCUGUGUGAACCACCUGACGGCUGUGACCCAGACACAGGCAUUCACUGACAUGGACCAUGAGCUGCUCAAGAACUUCAUCAGCAAAGCCAGUCGCUUUGGGGCCUUCAAGAACUGAGUAAUCAUGGACCUAAGUGGCUUGUGGAUGUAGAAGGUCAACAGUGGAUUGGGUUGAGCUGAGAAAGGCCAUUCAGUGGGACCAAAACAGAGCAGACAACGAUCUAGACACCCCAAGGACCUGGGAACAGGAUACUGGGGACAUUGGCCAGUACAAUGAUCGUCCAGUGUGGGUCUCAUAUUUACAAACACACUAUCGCAUGGAGGUAAAUUAUCCCAGAAAUACAUAUCAUCUCCUGCCUGAGACAGAUGGCAGUGGAUACGAGUCCAUCUUUUGAUUGUUCAUCGAUAUAGAGCCAGUUCAGAACUGCAGCUUUCAUUUGGUUAGACAAAUUGAAAAGGAGCAGCUAAAAGCCCACAGACCACAAUAAAUGGGGCAUGACCACUGGGCACCUUGUAACAUGAGAGGUUAUGCUAAGGGCUGCUCUUCAGCACAGUAGAAAGCAGCUCAGAGGUGGGUAGAUAUGAACUUCUAACCACUCCUUUUUUGUUAAUACCAGACAAGAUCUGAAGCAUAGAUUGGAACCACUCAGUGAAGUUUACAUACCAGGAAGAGUCGGGCUUCUGCCGACAUUGGGAAAAAAAAACGGUCUGGAUUUUUCUGAGGCUAUUACUGUGAUUACAGGGUGCACGUUCCUGCAUUAUGGUUAUGCUGUGUUACAGCUGAAAAGUACUCGAAUAUUCAUGGUGACAUAAAUACAUAGUUGUGCUGAAGACAUAGUAAACACGUUUAUUUCACUUUAUAGUGUGAAAGAGAGAAUUGUUUACAUUAAAGCCUAGUUUGUGGAACUAACCAAAAAAGAGAAAUGAAUGGUAGCAAACAGAAAUACCGUAUAGACAUGUUUUAGUGUCCGGUAUGAAUGUGAUGAUACUAUACUCUAUGAAUUUGAACUGGAAAGGUGGGUAAGAGUUGACCAGAGAAAAAAGUGUUAAAACCCCUGUUCAAAGGAAUUUUCAGCAAAUGUUAUUGGCCUUGUGACAGUGUCCAUAUAGAGGAGCAACUGUUACACUUUGACUCGCUUCUUGAUAAACAAAGGUCACUGAGACAUUUGCCAUUUCAGAGGAAGGGAUUCCUGCAACCUGUGUUUACAGAUAGAGAUGAGCAGCUGAUAUCCUUUUAUUGCAGUUUAUCAUUAAGGAAAAGGAUCCCUCAAAUGACAAGUGGCUGACAGGACAUGGUCAACAGGAGUGUCCCUUAUCUCUGGUCCAUUAUAGAACACAACAGUGGUCAAGUGUUUCAAAUGUUUCAUGUAAGACCUGUAAAUCGAUGAAGAACUUUGGUCUGCAAUACUGCUGUUGACACAAAAAGAAAAUGUCAAGAACUAGAUAUGUAUUGCUGUUACAUCAGCAGUAAAGAAGUGAGUGGGACAAAGUUGUGUCUGUACAGAUUGCUGGAGAAGGGCUCUGCAAAUCCAGUUGGGUCACGAUGCAGUCAUUAGAGAAGAAGUCUCUGCUGCUUCCAUGACACCCUGAAGUCCAAAUUUCAAAAACAGUUGAUGGAAGACCUGCAAUAAUAAGCAGCAUGUAUCUGAAGCAACGGUGCCAGUCUGAACCACAGCAAUGAAAAGCUAGUGUAAUCGGUAAUUCUUUGUAUUCUGUGGCUUUUGCCAGUUGCUGAGGUAUUUCAAAGGAGCCUGGCCUGCAUCUCUCUCACACACACACACGAUUGGUAGAAGCCGGUCUGAAUCUGAACAAGUGAAUUGCAGUCAAACCACUUCUUUCUGCUAAAUUUCUCUAAGAUGGCAAAUGAGAUGUGCUUCUUUCAUGAGGUCGCUAAAAUUAAAUUGAAUACAACACUAAA